Messenger RNA from Cryptomeria japonica (Japanese cedar), 1158 nucleotides. RefSeq names its product patatin-like protein 2. Bases 1 to 1158 code for a protein of 385 amino acids. Gene Ontology annotation, biological process: lipid metabolic process. The record is from RefSeq and is a predicted model, not a curated record. Lineage: Eukaryota; Viridiplantae; Streptophyta; Pinopsida; Cupressales; Cupressaceae. The transcript has 9 exons. Gene Ontology annotation, molecular function: glycerophospholipase activity; monoacylglycerol lipase activity.
AUGAGAAACUUCUCACAGGCUGAUGGAGAUACGAUCACCAUUCUCAGCAUUGACGGAGGAGGUGUCCGGGGGAUUAUCCCUGCAACUCUCCUUCAAUGUCUUGAGGAAAAGCUUCAGAAACUGGAUGGUCCAGACGUUAGAAUAGCAGAUUAUUUCGAUGUCAUUGCUGGGACAAGCACUGGAGGGCUAGUUACCGCAAUGUUAACUGCUCCAAAUGAGGAAAACAGACCAUUGUUUGCGGCAAAGGACAUUACGCAGUUCUAUUUGAAUGAAAGUGAGAAAAUUUUCCCAGCCGCAAACCGUGGAAAGGUGCAUUCAGCAAUAACUCUUUUCAGAGGCCCUGCAUAUGAUGGCAGUUAUCUGCAUGAUCUUGUGAAAAGAAAAGUAGGUGAUGUUCGACUGGACGAACUAGUAACUAAUGUGGUGAUCCCAACCUACGAUACUCAAUUACUACAGCCCACAAUUUUCUCUACUUUUGAGGCCAAGCGAGACACAUCAAGAAAUGCAAAGUUAUCAGAUGUAUGCACUGGUACGACGGCUGCCCCAACAUUUCUUCCUCCUCAUUAUUUUGAAACAGAAUACCCCUCCGGCAACACCAGAAAGUUCAACCUGAUAGAUGGAGGAGUGGCUGCUAACAAUCCAUCACUAAUUGCUGUCAACGAAGUGAGUAAAGAAAUAAAGAGUAAAUCCAGCCAACCAGUUGAGAAGAUAAAUAUUGUGGUGUUGUCCCUUGGAACUGGAUACCAAAUGUCAUCGUACAAAGCCACCGAUAUUGCAAAAUGGGGAAAGUGGGAAUGGGUCGAUCACAAAGAUGCUGUGCCACUGGUCGACACUUUCAUGCAAUCAAGUUUAGAUAUGGUGGACAUUUACGCCUCCUUAAUCUUCCAAUCCUUUAAGACUGGAAAGAACUUUGAGCCUGGAAGGAACUAUAUCAGAAUUCAGGAUGACAACUUGGAGGGAGAUGCAACCUCUACUGAUAACUCUUCUGAGAAAAAUCUUAAGGAACUUGAAAAGAGAGCCAAUUAUCUCCUGAAAAAGGAUGUUGGCAGAGUCAAUUUAGAGACGGGAACGUUUGAGCCAGCUCCUGGUAAGGCUAAUGUUAGCAACAGAGAAGACUUGGAGAGCUUUGCUAAGAGACUCUCGGACGAAAGAAAGUGA